Molecule: messenger RNA, 5309 nt
Organism: Malaclemys terrapin pileata
Lineage: Eukaryota; Metazoa; Chordata; Testudines; Emydidae
Gene: GMEB2
Product: glucocorticoid modulatory element binding protein 2
Exons: 10
Coding region: 173-1774 (533 amino acids)
Biological process (GO): positive regulation of transcription by RNA polymerase II
Cellular component (GO): nucleus
Molecular function (GO): RNA polymerase II cis-regulatory region sequence-specific DNA binding; DNA-binding transcription activator activity, RNA polymerase II-specific
Source: RefSeq, a predicted model, not a curated record
CCUGCGCGGGGCAGAGCGGCGCGCGCCGGAGCCCGGCUCCCCCCUUCUCCCACCCGCCGCCUAACAAGGAGCCGGAGCCUGCGCGGGGCAGCGGGAGCCCGAGCCUGAGGAAGCCAGUUCACGGAGGGACCUCUCCACCCAGCUGGUGAUCUCUGUGCUUUCCUGCCUAACCAUGGCAACCCCAGAUGUGAGCGUUCACAUGGAGGAGGUGGUCGUAGUAACGACACCUGACAAUGUGGUUGAUGGCAGUGGUGUGGAAGAAGUGAAAACUGUGCUAGUGACCACAAACUUGUCUCAACAUGGUGGCGACCUAAAUGAAGACACCCUGGAGACAGAAAAUGCAGCUGCUGCAGCCGCUGCUGCCUUCACAGCUUCCACACAUCUGAAAGAAGCUGUCUUAGUGAAGAUGGCUGAAGAGGAGGACAGCUUGGAGGCUGAGAUUGUUUAUCCCAUCACCUGCGGAGAUAGUAAAGCCAACCUGAUAUGGAGGAAGUUCGUGUGCCCAGGCAUUAAUGUGAAAUGUGUCCAGUAUGAUGAUCACCUAAUUAGUCCCAAAGAGUUUGUCCACUUGGCUGGCAAGUCAACCCUGAAGGACUGGAAGCGAGCAAUCCGGAUGAAUGGGAUCAUGCUCAGGAAGAUCAUGGACUCUGGAGAGCUGGAUUUCUACCAACAUACCAAGGUCUGUUCAAACACCUGCCGAAGCACUAAAAUUGACCUGACCGGAGCCAGAGUGUCUCUGACCAGCCAGACGUCAACAGAGUAUAUUCCUCUCACCCCUGCCUCUGCAGACGUAAAUGGAUCUCCUGCUACAAUCACCAUAGAAACUUGUGAGGAAGCCAGUGAUUGGACCACUAGCAUUGGAGAUGACACGUUUGCAUUCUGGCGAGGUCUGAAGGAUGCCGGGCUGCUGGAAGAAGUGAUUGAAGAGUUUCACCAGGAGCUUGUGGAGACCAUGAAGGGCUUACAGCAGCGGGUCCAGGAUCCUCCCUUACAGCUCAGUGAUGCUGUCUUACUCAACAACAUAGUCCAGAAUUUCGGCAUGCUGGACCUGGUAAAGAAAGUUCUAGCUAGCCACAAGUGCCAGAUGGAUCGCUCAAGAGAACAAUACACACGGGAUUUAGCAGCAUUGGAGCAGCAAUGUGACGAGCACCGCAAGCGAGCAAAGGAGCUGAAGCACAAAUCGCAGCAUCUCAACAACGUGCUGAUGACUCUGACUCCAGUCUCCAUCCCAGCACCUUUAAAACGCCCCAGACUUACCAGGGCCACCUCUGGGCCAGCUGCUAUCACCUCUCAAGUCCUGACCCAAUCAGCACAAAUUGCCUUGGCCCCAGGAGUGCCCGUCUCGCAGCUUGCCAACCUCCCUCUCAGCAAAGUGGUGUCUGCCCUUCCAGCCUCAGUGCUUGGGAAAAGUACUUCUCAGGCUCCCUCAGCCAGCUCCCCAGCCUCUCCGUUAUUGGGAGGAUACACUGUACUGGCUUCCUCAGGCUCUAGUUUCCCCAACACCGUUGAGAUCCAUCCUGAUGCUUCCAACCUGACAGUCCUCAGCACGGCAGCCAUACAAGAUGGCAGCACUGUGGUGAAAGUGGUGAGCCCUUUUCAGCUGCUCACCCUCCCGGGACUAGGCACCACCAUACAGAACGUAACACAAAUGGCUCCCAGCGGGAGCACGAUUGUGACGGUGCCGUCGAGCGCCAUUGAGGAUGCCACGGCGUCGGACGAACACACCACCACCAUCGAGGUGACAACAGUGGCAGAAGAGCCAGAGCAGAAAUGAAAAGGGGACUUGCCUGGAGGGACAUUUUUUUUGUGACGUACUCUGGCUUGAGCUGCCUUUUCUCUGCCUGCGCUGAGGGAAGAGGGAACAGUAUAAAGAGGGCACAGGGAAUUGAGACUCUGAGGUAGAUUGGCUAAAAGGAGUAAUAAUGAGGUUUGAGCCAAAGAAAGGGAAAAAGAGAGACCCCCCCAAAAAAGGGGGGAAAAUGAAUCGCACUGACCCAUUAACCAGUUUACAUAUAAAACUUUCCUCCCGUGUUUUCCUGGAACACAUGUUAUCUUCAUGUCUAGUUCACUAGCUCUGAAUCGUCUCUAGACAUCUCAGCUGGAACAGAGCGUCAAGAGAAGCAGAUGUGGGCAGGGCCUGAGAACAGGGAAUGAGCAGAAAGUAGCGAAAGGUUAAGGAAACAAUAGAUGAUGAGGCAUUUUACCAGAACCUAAGGGGUAAGUGGCCAAGGGGCACUCCUGAGUUCUGGCAUGAUUCAAUGCUGCAUGUAGGCCAACAAUACUAGGGAAUCUGCUGCUUCCCCCUCACAGCAGAGGGCAGUUUGGGAAGCUGGUGUUUUGGAGGGUGGGCCGGUACAGAGUGCAUAACUGGGCAUGAAGAAUGUGCAUGACAGUUGAGAUAAAGCAGCCUUGGACCAGGGAAGGUCCUCUGAUGUGUGGCAGUCACAGGGCUGAUCCAAGUGACCCUUGUUGCUGGUUUCUGCACAUAAUGUUGGGUUUGGGUAGUUAAAUGCAGUAUCUCAAUAUUACCAAAUGUGCAGUCUCCUCAUUGUGAGCGAGAUGCUGGUCUCCCAAGUCUGAUCAUUUAGAGGGGGAGGGGGGACAGUUAUUAAAGCUUUUGAUUCCAUCCAGGGACAGGUGUGAAAAAUCUGUAUCUUCUGAGGAUUUAGGGUCUCCUUCUGUUUUCUCAAAAAUCUGUUCUUUUGGGUUUUUUAAAAAAAGGAAACUCUUGUGGCCCUUCUGGUUGUGAAGAUGAUAUCCAGGGGCACAGUUGUACUGUUGAGUAUGCAGAGAAAACAAUUAAAUAAUAGCACUAAGAGACAUCUGAACUUCUUCCAUCUUAGCAGAUGUUAACUGUGGAAUCUAAUCGUCUCCAUGUCUCUGCUAACCUCUUAUCAGAAGCAUCUAGCCAGUGAGCCUUAUCUAGUGUGGCUGGGUGUUCUUGUCCCCUCCCAAUGCGUCCAAAAGGAUAUUUUGUGGGCUGCAAGGUUUGAAUAUGCAAAUAGAAUAUUCAGAUAUCAAAUACUCUUUUGAUUAUUCAGCUCGCUGAGAGGUUCGCUACUGUCCUUAUUUUUGUAAAAGUAGUGUGUGUGUGUGUGAAAGUGACAUUUCAGCUAGAGACAGUGUUAAAGGGGCUGGAUUCCUGCAGUGUGGGUUUUCUAUCAACUUGAUCUGGCAGCAGCAGCAACAACAGGUCACUUUAAUAAGCUAAUAAAUAUUUUUGAAAGAGUGCUGCUGGCUUAUUGCAUCUCCUUGUCUGUGUCUGAUUGUUACAGCUAAAGCACAAAACUGGCUCCAAGAAUGAACAGAAUCCUCUUCCUCUUCUCCCCAUGCCCUCCACACACGCCUGCAAAGAAAUACUGCCAAUCCUUCCAAAAUUUUGGCAAUACACUGUUUCAGGUUAUAUCUUAGGAAGUUAUUUCCCUGGUGCUGUGAUGGUAGGAGAAAGCCAAGGGUGCUUUCCCUCACAUGAGCAUAGACUGGUGUGUUAGCAAAGUGAAGGGAAUGUCAUUGGAAACCUAGACUGGGGGCUUGGUAGGAAAGAAACGUCCUUUGUUUGCUGCCUUAACCUUUGGAAAUAUUUAAUAGUGGCAAAGCUUUAGAUUUGGGAUUAGCAUCCCCUUACGCUUUCUUUACUACUGUUUUUUCUAGGCCAGCCUGGAAUUCCAUAUGUUGGUGCUAAUAAAACUCUAAGAAUGGGUGAAGGCAUGUUAUUGUUAAUGUCUUUACCUAGCAUUUUUAAAGGUGUUAGGGCUUUUUAAUAAAUGAAGAAAUAGAAUUUGAAUUAUAGGAGGAGAGUCUUCUUUCUCCUCUUCUUUCGAGUGGUGGAGAGGGCAGGAGUCUGCCAGCAAACAGAACAGGGCUUUCCAGAAUUCUAGCCUUGACAUCACCUCAUUUUGUGAAUGAAAAGAAGCUUAGCCCAAGAUUUGUUAUUAAUUACAUAGAGGGAUUUAUUUGUGGUUGAUGCUUUUAACUCCAGGAGGCAGGAAACAUUUAUGACAAAACCAUGCAAACCUAACCGACUGUUUUGGAUGGGAAGCAACAACCCUCAAAAGACCUUUCACUUUUGUUGUCUCUCUUCCCCAGCUUGGCUAGGAAAUGCUGCUGAGUGUGGUCUCAGUAAUGGGUGGAAUUAGGAUGCUCCUAUGAGAAAGCAGUUGUGCCCUUGUAGACAAGAGAGGUGCUUGGUGGAAAUGGGGAAGAAAUUAGGGUUGGUGAUGGGUGGGGUAGGAAGUGGGAGCGUGCCACUUGUUAUGAAGUUGCAAGAUGAAAGACUUGAGCCCUAUGCUGCCUUCCCUCUAGUUACUGAAAGGGCCCUACUCUGUCUGGGGGGUGGAGGCGGCACAGUAGGGACAAGCAACAGAAGUACCUAGCAGGUGACUGUGGUUCAGGAAUCAGCCACAGGGAUACGGUUCAGGAAUCACUAGCUCUUGUUUUACUGAGUUCAGGCCCCAUUGAAGCAACAGCUUGAAGCUCAUAGAUCUACUUGGCAGAAGAUGUAAAGAAAUACUAGCAACCCCAUCCUCCCAUGCCUUGAAAGAGACAGCACAGCUAUUAACUAUGUUGGGGACCUUUCAUGUAUCUUGUGCUCUUUAGCAAAAGGUGUCUUGUCAGCUGAAAUAAUCAUAGGAAGCACAUAUGUCUCUUGUGUGCCUCUCACAUGUGGUAUUUAGCCUGCUGCUUAUGAACCUGGAGUUCUGAUCAAUACUGCCUGUAUCUCCAACAGCAAGCAGCAUGGAGACAACAGGAACACUUUCCACUGCCCAUUAUGUGGAGGGAAGGGAUGGCCUUCCAAUGUGUGGGGAGCUAGUCCCCUAUCCCCAUUGGAGACUGGGGAAUAAAGGCAGUUGCAUGGUUGGAUUCCCCCUGCUCCUAAGCAUUUGGGUACAAGUAGAGGAAGAAAACACACAUACUUUCACCAGGAAGGGAAGGGAGAGAUUAUGUUAAAUAGCAUCACCAAGCCACUAAACAAUCCCAGUGUGACAUCCUGACAUUAUUACGUUGUGAUCUUUAAGCUGUGGGUGCCCAGUCAGUAAAAGAGUUGCUUGACAUGAUGGAUAUUAGGGCUUAAAUCGCUGACUUUUAAAUAUCUCAGGGUGUAUUCUUGUGUGCUACGGUAUUAGGCUGUUAAAUUGUGAUGUCACACACAGAUGCUGAAUCACUAUGCAAAUGUUGCAGCAUGAAGCCAGGAUGUUGCGCAGGAAGUAUUUUGUGGGUCUGCAACCUCUGUGGUUCAACAGUAUGCAUCUAGAGCAUAAAGAAAUACAGGUUGUUGAGCAUUAAAACCAAUUAAACCAAAUUUGCUUCAG